CUCAGAAAAGAUGAAGCUUUCAGUCGUCCUGUUUCUCAUCGCCAUCUCCACUGCAUUGGCCGGGAGCUCCACUGUGAAGACUCUGGUGUUCCCUGCGCCAUCCAGUAACAGCUAUGUGGAGCUGAUUCCUCGAACAAGGCUGCGCCUGAGGGCUUUCACUCUCUGCAUGCGUGUGGCCACUGAGCUCACUGGUUACAGGAGUAUCAUCCUGUUCUCGUACCGGACCAGCAAUCGCGAUGAGCUGAAUGUGUGGCGAGACUACUAUGGGGGUCUGUCCUUGUUCCUUGGUGAGAACUCCGGUGGCGCUAAGUUCAAGGUCCCUGACCCCAAAGCGUUGGAGACCCACCUGUGCGUAACCUGGGAGUCCAGUUACGGCGCCACAAACUUCUACGUAGAUGGGAGGAAGAGCGUGACCAAAAUCUACAAGCAUGGCCACACCACGCUCGCCGGGGGAAGGAUUAUCCUGGGACAGGACACUGAUUCCGUGGUGGGGAAGUUUGACUACUAUGAGAGCUUCGUCGGGGAGAUCUCUGACGUGAACAUGUGGAGCUACGUCCUCUCUGAGAGCGCCAUCCAGCAGAUGGCCUGUGGGGGGAGGCUGAAGAGUGGAAACGUUAUCAACUGGGGUUCCACACGCAUGACACUUCAUGGGAACGUUGAUGUUCUUCAUCAUAAGCUGUAG
This is a messenger RNA of Cheilinus undulatus (humphead wrasse), 682 nucleotides long. RefSeq names its product pentraxin fusion protein-like. The transcript has 3 exons. The record is from RefSeq and is a predicted model, not a curated record. NCBI's taxonomy places the organism in Eukaryota, Metazoa, Chordata, Actinopteri, Labriformes, Labridae. Bases 11 to 682 code for a protein of 223 amino acids.